This is a messenger RNA of Hibiscus syriacus, 1221 nucleotides long. Its product is annotated as probable inactive serine/threonine-protein kinase fnkC. The transcript is spliced from 7 exons. Gene Ontology annotation, molecular function: protein binding. The record is from RefSeq and is a predicted model, not a curated record. Bases 1 to 1221 code for a protein of 406 amino acids. NCBI's taxonomy places the organism in Eukaryota, Viridiplantae, Streptophyta, Magnoliopsida, Malvales, Malvaceae.
AUGGAAAUACCACCGAGACAACAGUUUGUUCAAAACCCACAUGAUACAAUUGCUUCAAGUUCAAGGGAAGAUACGCAAGUGGCAACUUAUUUGACCUCAACAUUGGAUUAUCGAGACAACAGCCAGGUGCAGAUGUUUAACAUAUACUCUGAUGAGGAUGAGGAUGACGUUCUCAUAAAUACAACACCAGUUGAACUUUCUUCACAUAUGUAUGAGAUUGAUUAUAAUGCAAUGUACAAGCCUGAAUUUCCGGAUCUCCCUAAUGAUUGCAACUAUGGACUUAGUCAUCAGUCAAUGAAGGUGAUUUACAUAUUGGAAUGGAGAAUAACAAGAACGACAAGGGAUCUUCCUCCAAGUCAUUACUUAAUCAAAAUAGAGGCAUUCUCUUUAUUGAUUGAAGCCAAGGUGGAGAAGUACAAAUCUAGUGCAUUCCAUGCAGGGGGACACCAAUGGAGAUUGGUACUUUAUCCGACUGGAAAUAAAGAGAGCAACGGAAAUGGUUACAUCUCCCUAUACUUGGAAAUUGAAAACACUGGGAAUUUGUCUCUUGAUUGGGAAGUAAAUGUCGAAUUUAAGUUAUUCGUGUUCGAUCAGAUUCGGGACCUGUACAUGGCCGUCAAAGAUAUUGAGGUGCCUGUUAGGCGUUUUUAUGAGUUGAAGACUAAGUGGGGCUUUUCACAGUUCCUUUCACAAGAGGCUUUUAACAAUGUUGCUAAUGGUUAUUUGGUGGACGAUUGUUGCAUUUUGGGGGCAGAGGUUUUCGUUAUUCAACGUCCUCUCAAAUUGGAGAAAUCAGUGCUUCAGAAGCCUGCUGGUGGAACAAUUACUUGGAUGAUUGAGAACUUUUCAAAUUUUGACAAGGAAUUUUACGAUUCUCCUGUUGUUACAAUAGAGGACAUAAAAUGGAACUUAACGGUUUAUCCUAAAGGAAAUUACAGGUCUAAGGAUACACAUUUAUCUGUUUAUCUUAAGCUAUCCGAGCCCAAAACACUUCAACCCAUGCGUGAAGUUUUCGUGAAACAGAAGCUACGUCUUAGGAACCAAAUCAGAUCUAAUCACUUGGAAAUGAUAGGUGAAAAUUCGUUUACUACUUCCAAAACAAGUUGGGGUUAUCCUAAGUUUGUGUCAUUAGAGGAUCUGCAAGACUCCUCUAAGGGGUAUAUGGUGAGAGAUAGUUUGAUAGUUGAAGCCGAAUUUAUUCUGAUAUCUAAAGUCGAGUGA